AUGACGUGGCCACCCCCGCACAUGCACACAAGGGCAUUAGUGCCGGACUGCCUCACUGUCCUCUCCAUAAAUGCCAGAGGCCUCAACAAACCGGAGAGGCGCUCAGGAGCGCUGAGAGACUUCCACGCCAAACGAGCCUCGAUAGUCUUAAUCCAAGAGACACACUUUAAGGAAGGGUCCAGGGCCAAAAUGACUAACCAUCACUACCCGACGGGAUAUUACAGCGACUACCAUGCAGGGAGGUCAAGAGGCACGGCCAUCCUAGUUAACAAAAAGAUACCUUUUGUAGAAACAGGACAGAUGACGGACAAGGAGGGUAGAUUCCUUUUCUUCAAAGGCACAAUUGCAGGACAGGUCUAUACAUUCGCAAACAUCUAUGCCCCGUACAACCGACAAUACAGAUUCCUGGCACACACACUUAAGAAACUACAGCCCUUCACAGAGGGAAUCCCCAUUGUGGGGGGAGACCUUAACGUAGCACUCAAUCUGCGGUGGGACACCUCCUCCGGACACUCGUGGGUCUCGACACAAAACCUGAACUCAAUACAAACCCUUCUGACUUGUUACAAACUGAUAGACUGCUGGAGGGCCUACCACCCGGAUGAGAAGGACUACACCUUCUUCUCACACAACACAUAUACUAGACUGGACUACCUCUUUACCUCACACUAUCAUCUAACAAUAACACACGAUGCACACUAA
This is a messenger RNA of Pelobates cultripes (western spadefoot toad), 702 nucleotides long. The record is from the annotation of a GenBank genome assembly. Lineage: Eukaryota; Metazoa; Chordata; Amphibia; Anura; Pelobatidae.